AUGAACGGUGACUACGGACCUCCGGGUCCACUGUCCCAGUCGGGUGUAGGGAAACAGUCUGAACACGACUAUCCAACCAACCAACAUCCACUGCCGAACCACGAAAGCUACCACCAGCAAUUGUACGAACAUGUAUCACCGCAACGACAACCUCUAUCCAACGAACUACCUCAACUAUCCGACCAACCUCGACCUCAACUAACCCACCUAUCCAACCAACCUAUACCUCAACUACCCAACCACCAAGCGUCUAACAAACUUCCCCAACAUCGUGUACAACCCCUCCCACCUCUAGACCUAACAUCCCCCCCAACCCUAAACACCCUAACCUCCCUCCCACCCUUCACCCUCACCCUCCUCGUCCUGAUCUACCUCUCCCUCAAGAAAUCGGGGCUCCUGGCGAGGAUGGGCGGUAGCCGGGUGGGGAGGGUGCUGGUACCGGAGGCGGUGAGGGAGGUGUGGAGGCCUUUUGUUAGGUUGGAGGAUGCGGAGGGGGAGGCGGAGGAGGAGGAGGAAGGGAGGGUUGGUGGUGGUGUGAAGGGUGUGUCAGGGGAGGAUGGAGAAGCUGCACGACCGCAGGACGCACGAGAGAACGCGGACACGGAAGAACGCGCACGAGAGGACGAGGAUGCCGAAGAACGACUCGACACCGAAGAACGACCACGACCCGACACCCGCCCGCUCUACAAAACCGUCCUCCUCACCACACUCGGCAUCGCCCAGUCGCUCAUCUGGCUCGGCCUCGCGUCGUACCAUUUUUACAUCUCUUUGAACCCACCACCUGCUGAGUAUGGAAAUUCGACUACCUCUUUCCCCGACCUACCGACAUUCCCAAACUCCCUCCCCGAAAUCCCAUCCCUCCUCACCAACCCCUCCCUCCACCUCACCCUCCUCUCCCUCACCUGGCUCUACACCGCCCUCCGCGCCGCGCUCAACCGCCAGCCUACACCGUUGUACGAUUUGGUGAUGGUGUAUGCGGUGCUGGUGUGUACGGCUGUGGUGCGCGUUGGGGCGGGUGUUUGGGGUGCUGGGUAUUUGGGUGCUACGGGUUUGGGUGGUGUGGGGUACCUGGGUGUUGGUGCUAGUGGAAACGCUGCUUGGAAUGGAAAUGUUACUUCUGGUCUUGGUGGUCUCGUCGGCCUGGAUUGGACAGCAACUAUCUCGGACGGUAUCGCAGGCCUAGAUUGGACACCCGCAGACUGGACAGCCGCAUGGUCCGACCUCGUCUCCGCGCUGGUUUGUUUGGGGGUGUGCUUGUCGCUGCCGUUGAAUGUGCCCAGUGGGAGGGUUGAUGUUGGGAGGAUUGGCACAUCCCCCGGCCUCUCCCCCGAAGACUACACCACCCUCUUCUCCUGGCUCACCUUCUCCUGGGUGUACCCCCUCGUCCAGUCCGGGCGCCACAAAACCCUCAAUGAGGAGGAUGUCUGGGAGCUCAGUUGGGGUUUGAGGAGUCGCGUUGUGUGGGGUGUGUUUAGUCGGAUUCGGUUGAUUCUAGAUGCCAUCGGCGAACGCGGAUCUACCUCCUCGUUGGGGAACGAUGCGAAUGGGGCGUUCACCUCCUUGAACCGUCUACCUGUAAUCAACACAUUGGCCACUACCUUCGCGUCCACGCUCUCCUUAUACACCCCCACCCCCUCCCAAACAACCUCCCUCGCCUACAUCUACGCCCUCCUCUCCUUCCUCUUCACCCUCCUCAAAGCCGAAGCGGACGUCCAACACUUGUGGUAUGGACGACGAGCGGCGACGAGGAUUAGGAGCGAGUUGAUGGCUGCGAUAUAUGAUAAGGCGUUGAAGAGGCGGGAUUAUGCGGGUGUUGUUGGGCAGCAGGGCCAGGGGGGUUCUGGUACUUCCGGGUCUGGAGAGGAGGGGAAGGAUGGGAAGGAUGGAGGGAAGAAGAAGGAUGGGAAGAAAGGUUCGAAGAAGGAUGGGAAGGAUAAGAAGAAAGAUAAGAAAGGGAAGAAGAGCAAGGACAAGAAAGGCAAAUCCAAAGACGACAAAGCGGACGACCCGAAAGCAGGCGCGGACGUGGGCAAGAUCGUGAACCUCAUGGCUGGCGAUGCGAACCGUGUGUCGCAGACUGUGUCGGGGUUGUAUUUUAUUUAUGGAGCCCCCCUGGAAAUCAUAAUCGCCUCUACACUCCUCUACCAACUCCUCGGUAUUAGCGCUUUUAGCGGGUUCUUUGUGUUGGUGUUGGGGUGGCCUUUGAAUUCACGGAGCAUUAGGAUCCAGAAAGGUGUCUUGAGCGCGAGAGAUGGACGGAUGGGUGUGUUGAAUGAGUUGGUUGGUGCUGUUAAGUUUAUCAAGUUCUUCGCGUGGGAGGAGAGGUGGAUCCAGCGGGCGUUGGAUGCGAGGGAGAAGGAGAUGCAGUGGAUGGUUAAAGCUCGCGUCAACUCGGUCAUGUUUUACCUCCUCUGGACGCUCGCGCCGAUCCUCGUUUCCAUCAUCUCGUUCAUGACGUAUGUUUUGAGAGGGAACGAGUUGACUGUUAGUGUUGCGUUUACGAGUAUCGCCUUGUUCAAUAUGAUUCGGACACCGUUGAACGUCAUCCCGGCGUGGAUUGUUCAGAUUCUGCAGACCGGCGUAGCGCUCAAACGAAUCUCAGUCUACCUCGACGAAGAGGAAGUUGAUGCGCAGGUUUCGUCGCUCAAGGCUCAAGAGGGUUCCGCCUCAGUGACUAGCACAGUGGGAGAUGAUUUCUUCACCCGCUACGUGCGCGAACAGGAUGAACUCGAAAGGGGCGGACUCGGGUUGGAGAAUGCGACGUUGAAGUGGAACGAGGUGCCUAAGGAGAAGGACUCCAAGGACAGGGAUAACUCAGCGGACUCUGAGCGAGACCAGGCUGGUGCUUCCACUUCCACCGUAGAUGCUCAGGACGAGUCGGCUACACCCUCCCCCGAUGACGAUCUCGAAGCUCAGCUUCUUUCGGACGCGGAAACGGACGUUGAGAAUGGCGGGAACGCGGCUGACAUUGAAGGUGGAUUGUUGUUGUCGACGGAUGAAGAGCAGAGGUUCGAGUUGAAGGAUGUUACGGUUCGGUUCCCUGAGGGCAAGUUGACUGUUAUUACUGGUCCGACUGCGAGUGGGAAGACUGCCUUGUUGAUGGCCGUCCUCGGCGAAAUGACCCUCCUCUCCGGGCGCAUCAUCAUGCACAAAGACCCUACGCUCGUUGACCCCGAAACGGGCUUGACGCACUCGAUUUCGUACGCCGCUCAGACGCCGUGGUUGCGCCACCAGUCUAUCCGGGAGAAUAUUUUGUUUGGGCAGCCGUUUGAUAGGGACAGGUAUGAGGCUGUUGUGGAUGCUUGUGCGUUGAGGAUGGAUUUGGAGGUUCUGGAAGAUGGCGACGAGACCGAGAUUGGAGCGCGCGGUGUUAGUCUGAGUGGAGGACAGAAAGCGCGCGUGGCUCUUGCUCGAGCUGUGUACGCGCGGACCAAGUAUGUUCUCUUGGACGAUCCUCUCAGUGCUGUCGACAGCCACACCUCCCGCCUCCUCUUCGAGAACCUGCUCCAAGGCCCGCUCCUCGCGAACCGCACGGUCGUUCUGGUGACGCACCACGUCGAACUCGUCCUCCCCGGCGCACACUACCUCGUACGCAUGCUCGACGGGCGGAUCGAUACGCAGGGCACAGUUGAGGAGCUAAGAAGCGCCGGCCUCAUCGACGAUAUUGCUUUUGAUGCGUUUGUGGACUCUGGGCUGCGUGGGGAGGGAGAGGAGGAGUUUGUGUUUAAUGUUGAGGAUGCGGAUGCGAGUGGGGGUGCUAGUCCCGGCGUUGGUGAGGGAGUGGAGGGGACGAUGCCUACCACCCCUGGUGAAACUGUUCCUACUGUUGCUAGCGGUGCCGCUGGCACCCCCACCGCGGCCGCGGCGACAACUGCGACCGCGACCUCCUCGGCUAUGAAGAAGGGCAAGAAGAAGCCGCGCAAGUUGGUUAAGGAUGAGCACAGGGAGACGGGUGGUGUCAAGUGGUCGAUUUAUAAGGCUUAUUUGAAGGCUUCCUCGUAUUGGAUCUGGGCAUUCCUCGCCUUUAUGGUCGUCGUCGUCCAAAUCCUCGGCGCUAGCGAGAAGCUCUGGAUCACAGUCUGGGGCGAAGCUUACAAGAAGGAUAACAGUACUACCUCGGCCUCCUUCGCCUUCGAUUCGCCUGUCUCUACGCAAGAACGCCCUCCUUCUCCAGCCUUUGUCGCCCUCCGGUCGUUUGCGGUUUUCCCUGAACACGACGCUGGUGUCGCUGGGUACUUUGCGCAUCACCAUCACUACGAUACGGUGUUCCAGGCUAUCGCUAACGUGAAGGUGGAGGGUGUUGCUCCGGCUCCAGCUUUUGUGGGCGGUUCUCGGUCCUCGGAUUUGGUCAAUGCUUCAGCCUCUACCUCUGCUACGGCGUCUUCUUCUCUGGAAGACCACGAAGCUGGCGACGAUUCCGAUGUCCGUGAUUCGGAUAGCAGCGUCAGCUCCACCGAGUUUUCAAAGGUGAAAGGCGCGUUUGGAAUCGAUUGGCCGGAUGCUUCUGAGCAUCCUUUGUUCUACGUUGGGGUGUAUGCUGGGAUUGGGAUGUUGAUUGCGCUUGCGAAUGUGUUGAGUGUUACGGCGCAGUAUACGGCUGCGCUUCGGGCUUCCAGGGUCCUCUUCCAGCAACUCUUGACGAGCGUCGUGCGAGCGACGUUUAGAUUCCAUGACACCACUCCCCAAGGAAGGAUGCUGAACAGGUUUGGAAAGGACAUUGAGACGAUCGAUUCUUCGCUCGCUGGAUCGCUUCAGGCUGUCAACUCUUCUUUGGCCAGUUUCUUCGCUGCGAUCGUGAUCAUUGCUGUCGUGUUCCCCUACUUCCUCAUCCCAGCAGCGUUCAUCGGUCUCGCCUACCGCGAACUCGCCAUCGGGUACCUCAACACCGGCCGGGACCUCCGCCGGAUGGAAUCCAACACACGUUCCCCGAUCUUUUCUGAUUUCGGAGAGCUGUUGGAGGGUAUUGUAACGAUGUGGUAUGCGUUUUGGAUGACCAACCGGUGGUUACUUUUGAACUUUGAUGCCCUGGGAGCGUUGGCGGUGCUUGUUACUAGCUUGUUUGCGAUUUCGACGCUGUCGAGAGGAGCGGGGUUGGCUGGGUUGUGUAUUACGAGUGCUAUGACGUUCACUUCUUCUGUGUAUUGGGCGUGUCGGUUCUGGACUGCUUUGGAGUUGGAUCUCAACUCUGUCGAACGUGUCGUCGAGUACCUCGACCUCCCGCAAGAACCACCCGCGAUCAUCGAGUCGAACCGACCACCCGCUUACUGGCCUUCGAUCACCAGCAACGACAACCUAGUCGUCGUCGAGAACCUCGUCAUCAAAUACGCGCCUGACCUGCCUGCUGUCCUGCAUGACGUGUCGUUCUCCCUCAAGGGCGGCGAGCGGAUUGGGCUCCUUGGUAGGACGGGAAGUGGCAAGUCGACGCUGGCUAUGAGUAUCUUGCGAUUUGUCGACCCCACGGAAGGCAAGAUUAUCAUUGAUGGGAUUGAUAUUUCGACGAUUGGGAUUCAUGAUUUGAGGUCCCGAGUUACGUUCAUCCCGCAAGACGCUACAUUGUUCUCUGGUACUCUCAGGGAGAAUUUGGAUCCCUUCGGUGACCACACCGACGCUGAGUGCUUGGACGUGUUGCGACGAGUGCACAUGAUCACGGACAGCACCCUCGCUUCUCGAAGAUCAUCGCGCGAACAAUCUGCUGCGUCCUCUCGGGCACCCUCAAUCUUGAAUGUCGAACGCGAGCAAACUGACGCCACCCAUGAAACCGAACCAACGGCUGGUUCUUCCGCCCAGUCUAUCAUGUCGACUGGAACCUCCAUCACCGAGAUCGACCCCAAAGCCAAGAUCAACCUUGACACCAAAGUCUCUGCUGGCGGCACCAAUUUCUCGCAGGGCCAGCGCCAGCUCAUCGCUAUGGCGCGUGCGCUGUUGAGGAAGAGCGCCAUCGUGGUUUUGGACGAGGCGACUAGCAGCAUUGACUUUGCUACUGACGCGAAGAUCCAGACUACGAUUCGACAGGAGUUUGUUGGAUCGCUGUUGUUGACUGUUGCGCAUCGGUUGAGGACUGUGAUUGAUUAUGAUAGGUUGAUUGUACUUGAUAAGGGCAAGAUCGUGGAGUUUGAUACGCCGUACAACCUUAUCAAGAAGGAGGGUGGUACGUUUAGGAAGAUGUGUUUGAAGAGUGGGACGUUCAGCGAGCUUGAGGCUGCGGCCAAGGCUAAAGCUGAAGCGGAUGCUGCUGCUGCUGUUGUUGCUUCUGAAUCAUUGUCAUGAUCGUGAACAUCUCAGAUGCGCUACUUCUCUGCUAUUGCUAGUUCAGAUCUCGUAUAGUUUUUUUUCAUCGCUUUUUCUUGCUGGAUAUCGUACAUAAUAUAAUGCUUCGUCUCACCCCGCCUUGUUGAACCAUGAAGAGAUGGGGGAGCGACUUGAGUUAC
Messenger RNA from Coprinopsis cinerea okayama7#130, 6428 nucleotides. Its product is annotated as ATP-binding cassette transporter. Gene Ontology annotation, cellular component: membrane; fungal-type vacuole. The transcript is spliced from 24 exons. Gene Ontology annotation, biological process: transmembrane transport. The record is from RefSeq and is a predicted model, not a curated record. NCBI's taxonomy places the organism in Eukaryota, Fungi, Basidiomycota, Agaricomycetes, Agaricales, Psathyrellaceae. The coding region runs from base 1 to 6267 and encodes 2088 amino acids. Gene Ontology annotation, molecular function: ATP binding; ATP hydrolysis activity; ABC-type peptide transporter activity.